Molecule: messenger RNA, 1200 nt
Organism: Linnemannia hyalina
Lineage: Eukaryota; Fungi; Mortierellomycota; Mortierellomycetes; Mortierellales; Mortierellaceae
Source: the annotation of a GenBank genome assembly
AUGUCAAACAAAAGGCAGCACAGCGGGAAUCCGGCCACGCCAAGUAAACGCGCUCCGAGGCUUCAAGGCAUAAGCGUCCUCCACAUCCUCGGCUCCAACAAACCUGAUACACAAUCUUCUGGAGGAGCCAACCAAGAUACUCCGGGAAAAGUCGCCGAGGCUCUACUUUCGUUGGGUGGAAUCCAUUCUCCUCUCGAGAGAUCGGCCUUCUCCUGGGACUCCAUGGUAUUAAACGCUGUACAGGUCGCCACGAAUCCCUUCUGGCAGUUCCUUUCGUCGCCAUCGCAAGCUGUGCUAGAGCAGCUUAUACCAAUGCCAGACGAAGAAAACGAGGAUAGUGACGAUGAGGCAAAGCAGCAACUGGAGGUAUUGGAACACAUUGCACAAAAAAUCGACUGUGUGUUGAUUGCUUCCUGCGACUGGGACAAGACACCCGCAUUCUUUCUUCCUAUGGCAUACUGUCCCGGCAGUAUCACUGCCAUCAUCUCGCCACAGAUGGCUUUGAUGAACGAUCAGCAGCAGAAGCUGGUCAACGCCAAAAUACAUCACAUCGUUCUCUCCGGCGACAACUCUGGUGCCGUUGAUGGAGACGUGAUUAGACGCAUAUGUGAAGGCGAGUUCAGAGCAGUCUUUAUGUCGCCCGAGAUCAUUUUUGGCGACAGCCCUACUUCGAGGCUGGUACAAGGGCUUUGGCGAAAUACGCGCUGGCGGAACCUGUUGCUUGCUAUUGUGGUGGACGAGGUCCAUUGUGUUGAAAAAUGGGACAAGUUUCGCCCUGAAUAUGCUCGCCUCGGUGAGCUUCGCAUUUGGUCGCCUGGAGUUCCGUUUGUGGGUGUCACCACGACACUCGCUGCCGAUGCCCUCACUCAAACCAUGGACAAGCUCUUCCUGUCCAAGGUCAACGUUCUUCGUGUGCAAGAGAUUCCCACAAAUGUUCGUCUCGAGGUUCACACUCAGCCCAAGGAUGCCAUGGAGGGCCUUAAUCCCCUGUUAGGCAAAGACAAGACGAUUAUUUACUUCGAAAAAAUCUCCAUUCUCAUCGAUGUCUCUAAAUAUCUAUCGAGGAUGAGACCCGAUCUGGGUAGGAUAGGCGUUUACUUCUCCACCUUAAGAUCCCAAUACAAGGAGUCAGUCAUGACCAAGUUCGCGAAGGGUGACAUCCAUAUCCUGCUGGCUACCGAGGCUGCCGGCAUGGGUUGA